This is a messenger RNA of Solanum verrucosum, 1110 nucleotides long. Its product is annotated as E3 ubiquitin protein ligase DRIP1-like. Gene Ontology annotation, molecular function: ubiquitin-protein transferase activity. The transcript has 7 exons. Bases 1 to 1110 code for a protein of 369 amino acids. Lineage: Eukaryota; Viridiplantae; Streptophyta; Magnoliopsida; Solanales; Solanaceae. The record is from RefSeq and is a predicted model, not a curated record.
AUGGAUGACUUUGAUAAACGUCAAGCUAGUAUGAAGAGUGUUUUGACAUGUGGAAUUUGCAAAAAGUUAUGCAAAGAUGUCACAAUUAUUGAAGAAUGCUGUCACAGAUUCUGCAAGAAUUGCAUAAUGAGGAAGGUAAAAGAAGAGAAAUUGAAAGUUUGUCCAGAAUGUAAUACAGAUUUAGGUGUUGCCCCUGGCAGAAAAUCCAGGCCUGAUCACCAAAUGCAAGGGAUCAGAGACAUGGUGUCAAGUAAAAGAAGAGAAUUUAUUAAGCGGGGACUAAUCGAAAAAUCAAAAAAAGCCGAACCCAAAAAGUUAGCUCGUGAGGAUAUUGAUCUUAAUAAAAUUCCUGACAUGCUCAUUGAUACUCCACCAUCACCACCUCAUCCUCUUCCUCCUCCUCCUUCUCCUCCUCCUCCUAUUGUCGCUACAAGUUCAAGAAGAAAAGAGAAAUCAAUCUCUUCCAUCGAGUAUGUGCCUUCGCCAAAAGUUAAGGAACACAAAGUUUGCAAGAAAAAUGUUAAAAGAUUGGAUGUUAUUCAAGCUACAGAAGCGCCAUCAAGAAGUAAUAAUAAUAUUGAUAAAGGAAAAGGAAAAAAGGGACAAUGUGGAAGAAAGAAAAAAGAAACAAAUAUUCCUCCUCCUCCUGUUAGCGGUAGUGGAGAUGGUGGUAGUGCUGGAACAAAUACUAAUGCAGAACAAGUUCAAGUUACUACUGAGACAACAGGAGGUACAAGUAGUGAUAUUACAAUGGUAGUCAAUGAAAGAGUCCAUCCUAUUUGGUUCAGUUUGGUUGCAUGUGAAAAGCAGGAAGGUCAUUCACCCUUACCACAGAUUUCUACCCGAUACAUAAAGAUCAAGGAUGUGAACAAGCCGUCUUCCUACAUAAAGAAGUACCUUGCACAUAAAUUGAGUCUCCAGAGCGAAGACGAGGUGGAGCUUCGCAUGUUAGGAAUGUUGAUUCAUCCUGAUUUGCCUAUCAAAGAUCUAGAAAAAUUGUGGUUACGUGUAGUACCUCACUCUGGAAAAAGCUCAGUAAAAGUUGGAUCUUCUGCCGAAGAACUUGUCAUGGUCUUGAAAUAUUCUCGAUCACACCCAAAAUUGAAUUAG